GGCCAUGUGGGCCAAGGCCAACACCUCCAAUGUCGGCCUGUUCCCUCUCCUCCUGCCUCUGUUGCCCGUGGCAACUCUGGGUUUCAGUUUCUCUCAGAAGCUGGCAUCCUCUCCAUCCCUCCACAUCUCGGCUCCGAUUUCCCUCCUCGGCGGGACUUCUUUCGUCGUCACAGCCUCCCAGGGUCUGUCAGGUGUUGGGUUUCUGGAGUACAUGUAUGCACCUCUGGCUUUAAUCCUCCACAGUCUGUCUCUGACUUGUCUGGCCAAAGUGUUCGAGGCCGAGCGCCGCUGCCCCCCCGAGGCCCAAUCCUCCAUCUUUGACAUCUACUACACCCAGCUGGUCAACCAGAGCGGCGUGCUGGGCCUCCUGUGGCUGCUGCACCCGCAGAGUCCCUGGCAGGUGUUGAGUCGCAGCAGCUGGCAAAGCCUGCUCUUCCACGGAUACCUGCUCGCUAUUCUGCUGCUGGGUACGGUGCUAGACUUCCUGGUCGGUGUGUCGGCUCUGUGCGUCUCCCCGUUCGCUGCUGCGCUGCUGCACUCAGCGAGGCAGCUGGUGCAGCCGCUCCUCCAGCUUCUGUAGUUUCACUCGAAAAGGUGGCCGAUCGAUGACCCCGGUGUCAUUUUGUUCUCUGGGGACUGGCCCGCCCGUCCUCUGGUGGUCGUGCCCUGACGUUACGUCGGUGAUGUCUGUGUGACUUUGUUUACGGGUAUUUUAAGCCUAACCAUAUAUUGUUGCCUAAAACCUAAGCUAUGUGCACCAGGAAGUGACGCAAAGGGGUCUGACAAAGCGUCAGAAUGAGAAAUAGUUGGAAACUGAAGGUACAUCAUGGUUUUUCCUCCGUUCCCAAUAACACAACCUGGACUAAUGAGAGUAAACACAAUAGAAUAUUGGAAACACAUAACAGGUCAAGAAUGUACUUUAUCAAGACACCAUUGCAAUACUUUUGCAAUAUGUACUCCAUAUGCUCUUUAUACAUGCAUCUAUAUACUAUAGUGUCACUUCUGCUGAUGCUUGUACUGUGCAAUAACUUUGGAGGACUUUUGUAGUGAAAUAUUUUCACAAUUGAUGACGUCCGAGGACUGAAACAACUGUUCCUGAUCUGUACAGGACGCACAUCACCAAUGAUCACCCUGUUCCAGUUAGGUAAAGAACAUUAGGGACUUAUUUAAAACAAUGAAAGACAGACUGCGGUCUUAAUGGGAGACCAGCCGCUCCUAAAUCAGCGACAAUAAAACAAGUCAGCCAAUCAGCAGCCCGAGUCCGACACACGCUUUCUUUUAGAGCUGAACCAAAUAUUAACACGCAUCUGUUUUAUGUCUAUUCACAAAAACCUCUGAGGAGCUAUUUUUGUUACAUCUUUGAUAAGUGUUUGUGACAGUGCACAAAGCUCCACUGUCACAGUAUUUAAGAUUAACGUGUGUAUUUGUA
Molecule: messenger RNA, 1429 nt
Organism: Cyclopterus lumpus (lumpfish)
Lineage: Eukaryota; Metazoa; Chordata; Actinopteri; Perciformes; Cyclopteridae
Exons: 2
Coding region: 5-580 (191 amino acids)
Source: RefSeq, a predicted model, not a curated record